CCUUCCUUUUCUUCUUUUCUCUCUCUUCGUUGCUCCACUUCUCUAUAUCUUUCUCCCUCUACACAAAUUACUUAUUUUUUUAAAAAAUAAUAAUAACAUAGAAAUUAUGCUCUUGGUGUCCCUUUUGACGUGUGAAUUCUAUGCGUGAAUCAACGGAAAGUCUUCUCCCUCACACAUCCACAACCCAAUAUGAAGAUUUAAAGAAUCUUGUUUUAGGGUUCUUGUAAUUUGUAAACCUCUUGGGAAAAAGGUCUGAUCUUGCUUGAUUUCUCCUCGUUUCCUUCAAUCAAGUUGUUUUCAAUCUGGGUUUUAUCUCUUUUUCUUUGACGUUUUGAAUUUUACUAUAAUUUAGUUUCUGGGGUACCCUUUUAUUGAAGAAAAAAAAAACUGUAGAUGCCAUUCCCCUUUUGUGCUUGAGAUCAAAAUUUAAUCUGGGUAUUCGUCUUUCGGGUCUCUGAUGACUUGUAAUAUGAUGAAGUUUGGAAACUUUUUUGGGUAUUUUGUUUAAUUGUUUAAUUAGUUAAUUUUUAUUUUGGGUUUUCGGAUUAGGGUUUCUUUGGGGGGGUUUCAGUGUUGGGGAUUUAUGGACGAGGUGGAAGCAGCUAACAAAGCUGCCGUGGAAAGUUGCCAUAGAAUUUUAAAUCUGUUGGCUCAACCCCAAGAUCAUGUACAAUCGAAAAACCUGAUGUUACAAACAGGGGAAGCUGUUGUUAGAUUCAAGAAAGUUGUAUCUCUUCUUGACGAUGGUUUAGGUCAUUGUAGAGUGAGAAAAUUGAAGAAAACUCAAAACUUGAUCCCCCAAAACAUACUCCUAGACAGCACCCCAGUUCAAGAACCACUGAAACCCCAUCAAUUUCUUCUAACGCCUCCUAAUCAAACUCACCCAAUUCAGGAGAUCGGUUCAAACGGUGUCAAGAACACUCUUUCCUUAGUGAACCAUAAGCCAUCACUUGAAUUGAGCACCACUGGGAAAAACCCUAUUCAAAUUUCCCAACAGAACCCUAACCCUAAUUCUAAUUACCAAUUCCUGCAACACCAUCACCAUCACCAGCAACAGGCACAGUUACAGCUCAAACAGCAGGCUGAGAUGAUGUAUCGACGCAGCAAUAGUGGGAUAAAUUUGAAUUUUGAUAACGCACCUACCAUUUCAUCUAAUAAGUCUUUUAUCUCUUCAUUGAGUAUGGAAGGGAGUGUGACUACUUUAGAUGGGAGUUCUUUCCAUUUGAUUGGGUCAUCCCGGUCAACUGAUCAAGCCACCUAUCAACACAAACCCAGGUGUUCUGCAAGGGGAGAUGAUGGAAGCACAAAAUGCGGGAGUUCUGGUAGAUGCCACUGCUCUAAAAAGAGGAAGCACAGAGUUAAGAGGUCAAUCAAAGUUCCAGCUGUUAGCAACAAGCUUGCAGAUAUCCCACCUGAUGAGUAUUCUUGGAGGAAAUAUGGCCAAAAGCCUAUCAAGGGUUCUCCGCAUCCCAGGGGAUACUAUAAAUGCAGCAGCAUGAGAGGUUGCCCAGCAAGAAAGCAUGUGGAAAGGUGUUUGGAUGAUUCAACAAUGCUUAUUGUCACCUAUGAAGGGGAGCACAACCAUACCAGGUUACCUUCCCAAUCUGCAAACACAUGAAAGAAUCUUUGAUAGAAAGCUCUCGAGCCCAGAGUCGUCUGUUGUCUGUUGUCUGUUUAAUCUUUUCUUGAUCGCAUUGGGUUGCUCCCGUAUAUGUUUUUAGUGCGAUUUGGGGGAAAUAUAUAUUAUGAAGGGAUGUGUCAAAUUGGACAAAUUUUCAUCUGGGGUAUGUUUGGUUUUUGUUCUUUUUAUCAACUUAGAGUAGACUUUUCUUUUUGUGUUCUUUGUUGUGGUACAUUGUGCCUUUGGAUUGGCUAAAAUGAAACCCCUUUUGCUGGGCUGAAAGCCUGGAUUA
Lactuca sativa (garden lettuce) is the source of this 1913-nucleotide messenger RNA. Its product is annotated as putative WRKY transcription factor 21. Lineage: Eukaryota; Viridiplantae; Streptophyta; Magnoliopsida; Asterales; Asteraceae. Gene Ontology annotation, biological process: regulation of DNA-templated transcription. Gene Ontology annotation, molecular function: sequence-specific DNA binding; DNA-binding transcription factor activity. The record is from RefSeq and is a predicted model, not a curated record.